Messenger RNA from Micropterus dolomieu (smallmouth bass), 3602 nucleotides. It is a transcript of the gene inpp5ja, whose product is annotated as inositol polyphosphate 5-phosphatase K. The transcript is spliced from 14 exons. NCBI's taxonomy places the organism in Eukaryota, Metazoa, Chordata, Actinopteri, Centrarchiformes, Centrarchidae. The record is from RefSeq and is a predicted model, not a curated record. Bases 479 to 2776 code for a protein of 765 amino acids. Gene Ontology annotation, cellular component: ruffle; plasma membrane; cytoplasm. Gene Ontology annotation, biological process: negative regulation of peptidyl-serine phosphorylation; phosphatidylinositol dephosphorylation. Gene Ontology annotation, molecular function: phosphatidylinositol-3,4,5-trisphosphate 5-phosphatase activity; phosphatidylinositol-4,5-bisphosphate 5-phosphatase activity.
GCUGACUGUAAAGUGCACAGCUGCUCCGGCCAACUGCGCUGCUCUGUAGACAGUGAUAAGUCGGAUGAUCAGCUGUUGAAUUGUAGUACAAACAUCAACAUGCAGGAGUCCGGGCACAUCAAGCGUGACCGCCUUCUGUCCUGACAGCGCUGCGGCGCGGUUUGCACCGUGACGGAGACGGCACCGACGGCGAGUCGCAUCCGUCCCGCAGGCUGGCUGGGUCGGUCUGUCUCCGGACCGUAAAUCGAUCUUGCUCGCGCCUUUAUGUGAUAUCCCUCUCUUGAUUGGCGUGCGAGACGAAAGGAUACAGACACCCUUCCCCUCUGUGAAUUUGUGAGAUAACCUUUGCGGUUCACCUUGGAAAUCAUUUCAAAAUACGCCUAAAAGCUUUGCUGUUUCACCUGAGUACCAAGGCCUCACUGACUGAGAUUGUGGUUCUGUGACCUAAGUGAAGGCAUACAAGUUCAAGACAGGGUUGAUGGAACACAUGCAGCAGAAACAAAUCAGCACUGACCCUUGUGGGCCCAAAGUGCAGCCGAACCCCUGUGCAUUGAUCGGGGCUGGUCCAGGUUUACCUCCGCAGCUUGCAAUCCAGGAGCCCUCUCUCAUAAGCCCGUCAGACGAGCUCAAGAGACAGUCAGGUUUGAGUCCCAUGCAGGCAGCACUUGCACCUAUGAAAGAGACAGACCAAAUGCAGUCAGGGUCCACUCCAGAAACUGUGGCAAGCAUAAGUCGGCCGAGACCGACUGCUCUUGGAACUAAACCGACUCCAAACACGACCAGAGUCUCAGUGGACCCCUUCAAGGAAAUAGAUUUGAUCCCAGUUUGUAUCCCGGGACCACAGAGUCCAAAUGUCCUGCUGCAUUCCCCGACAGAGUCCUCCUUCUCCCUUCACAGUCAGAGUCCCCACAGCCCUCAGUCUUACGCCAGCCAGCCUUACCUGAACCCCAACCCCAGCCUGCCUCCCAGCCUCAGCCCUAAACCCAGCCUCAGUCCUCAGCCACAGAGGACCCCCUCACCUGGGAGCUCAACACAGAGCCAAGUGCAGUCCGAGAAGCCAGGUGGAGAAAACAAUGACUUCAGGGUCUACAUAGUCACAUGGAACGUGGGAUCAGCUGUCCCGCCAGAUGACAUCACUUCUCUGUUCGGACCAAAUGUUUCAGAUGGGAGCGUCGACAUGUUUAUCAUCGGACUCCAGGAAGUCAAUUCCAUGAUAAACAAGCGGCUGAAGGAUGUUCUUUUUUCAGACCAGUGGAGUGAGCAUUGCAUGGACACGCUCUGUCCUUUUGGAUAUGUUUUGGUGGCGUCCCAGCGUAUGCAGGGAGUGCUGCUGCUGGUUUUCUCUAAAUUCUGCCAUCUCCCAUUCCUCAGAGGCGUGCAGACAGAGAGCACACGCACAGGACUUGGAGGAUACUGGGGGAAUAAAGGGGGCGUCAGCGCGAGGAUGACAAUUUUUGGCCACCCGGUGUGCUUUCUCAACUGUCACCUGCCAGCUCACAUGAGGAACCUGGAGCAGCGGAUGGAGGACUUUGAAAGCAUCCUGCAGCAGCAGCAGUUUGAAGGAGGGACUGCCACCGGUGUACUGGACCAUGAUGUCGUGUUUUGGUUUGGGGAUUUAAAUUUCCGUAUCGAAGACUAUGACAUCCAUGUGGUGAAAUGUGCCAUCGACAGCAAUAAGCUGCCUCUUCUGUUGGAGCGGGAUCAGCUGAACAUGGCAAAAAACACAGAAUCCAUCCUGGAAGGCUUCAUGGAAGGACCACUCAAAUUCCCGCCUACCUAUAAGUUUGAUGUGGGCACUCAUAAAUAUGACACCAGCGCUAAGAAGAGGAAACCUGCCUGGACAGAUCGUAUCCUCUGGCGCCUUCGUCGUACCGGUUCCCCAGUUCCUACCCACAAUGCAGCACUGCAGCGGGGUCUGACCUCAUGGUUGGGUGGGGCGACCAAAGUGACACAGCAUGUGUACCGAAGUCACAUGGGCUUCACCAUCAGUGACCACAAACCUGUUUCUGCCUUGUUUUCACUGCAUUUCCCAUUCAAGGUGGAUAUGCCCCUGGUGGAGCUGCAGGUGAACAAGGAGUGGUGUAAAGUCUCUGAUGCUACAGUCCGAUUCACUGUUGCGUCAACUUAUCAGCGCAGCUCAUGGGACUGGGUAGCAAUAUACAAGGUUGGGUUUAGACAUCACAAAGACUAUCAGGUGUACAUAUGGGCCAAGGGAGAGCAUGCAACACAGGUGACGUUUGCAGAGGAGGAUCUGCCAAGAGAUGAUUGUGACUACAUACUGGGUUACUACAGUAAUAAUAUGAACAGUAUUGUUGGACUGUCAACCCCAGUUCAGAUCAAGAUUCCAGUCCACAGCCCAACAGUGCAGCGCUCCGACAGCUCAGACAUCAGCUCAGAAGACGACAGCACUUUGGUUCUGCUGGCUCCAAACUCCCGCAGCCCGAGCCCUAAAACCGGCAAACACCAUCAUCACCACCGUCGUAGCCGCAGCCCUGCUGUUCCUGCUCUUUCCUCCAACCCUCUCCCCUCCCUGCAGGGCCUCAGCCUAGGUCCUCGCUCCAAAGAAGGCCAGACUCGCAGCCGCUCACCCUGCUGUGCUGCAAAGAAGGAGCGCCUGGUCUCCCCCAACACUGUGCGGUCCCCCACCAUCAGCCCGCUCAGUCCCCGCAGCCCUGUGUCUCCUGGUGGUGGGGUGACAGCACCGGAGGCCCUGAUCGCUGCCAUCUUAGGUGAACACAGACCACCUCAGGUCAGCCCCACGGGCUCAAACAAAUAGGAAAGACAGGGGAAAAAGACACUGCAUAGAAUAUAAACAUCAACAGUUAAAAGGAGAAGGACGGCAAUAUCCAUGUAUUCAGUCUGAUCUGAUCCUACAAAGUCACUGUGCUCGCAGAGGCAGCACAUUUAAUGACUCCUAAUGUAGUUUGCAAACAUUCCACAUUGUAGCCCUGCAGCUCUCUGUUUCUGAGUCUACCAUCAUCUCAUACACUAUGUGUAUCUUGGAGUCAUAGAUAGUGUGUCCAGACUCCCAGACUCCUGACGGCAAGUGCUUUUAUAGACUCAUAAGCUAAUAUCAUACGUAAAAACAAACAUAUUGAAUGUGAAACCAAAGUCAGAGUAAACCUGUGAUGGAUGUGACCAGUUAUUAUUGACAGCAAUAUGGAUCCAUGUAAGCAGUCUCGUAUCAAAAUAAGAACCCUGGACCAGAAGUAUUGAUGGUAUCAUUGUUCACAAGACAGAGAGUGUGUUUGUGUGUAUGUGUGUGUGGUAUUGUGUAGGCCUAUGUGUUAAAACAUAAAUAAAAUGUGUGAAACGUGUAUUUUCGACCACACAAUGGUUUACAAUUACAGCUCUAUAGUUCUUGGUCUGUAUUCAUAAAAUUUUAGCAAAUGUAUCCAAAAAACAAGAGCAUUUAAACCACCUCAGUCAGUCUGAGAUUUACAUGUGACCAUGUAACUUGAACAGUAAUCUUGGAUCAAUGAUCUUAUUCUUAGCAGCUUUGUGAAUACAGGCCUUAAUCUAUAGAGUUGAGGGUAUGUUUGGCUAAUGUGUAUGUUUUGCUUCAAGGAAAACAGUUUUGUGUAACUGUGUGAGUGUGCAAA